Piliocolobus tephrosceles (Ugandan red Colobus) is the source of this 2328-nucleotide messenger RNA. RefSeq names its product malate dehydrogenase 2 (gene MDH2). Gene Ontology annotation, molecular function: L-malate dehydrogenase (NAD+) activity. The transcript has 9 exons. The record is from RefSeq and is a predicted model, not a curated record. The coding region runs from base 219 to 1235 and encodes 338 amino acids. Gene Ontology annotation, cellular component: cytoplasm; mitochondrion. Lineage: Eukaryota; Metazoa; Chordata; Mammalia; Primates; Cercopithecidae. Gene Ontology annotation, biological process: malate metabolic process; tricarboxylic acid cycle.
CCAGGGUUGCCAGGGGAGUCCCUGAGCGGUCCUUUCCGACUCCCGGAAGUGGCCGUGAUCUCACGAGAUCCCGGAGGCGAGCGCGACCGGAAGUCCGGUCACUCUCGCGAGGCCCCACGGAGCAGAGCCGGGAGCGCUGCGGAGUGUGGAGGUCGUUGGAGUCACUUGCCUGUCAGCAGCUCCUGUGUCUGCCCGUCGGCGCCCCUCCCGCUCCAGCCAUGCUUUCCGCCCUCGCCCGGCCUGCCAGCGCUGCUCUCCGCCGCAGCUUCAGCACCUCGGCCCAGAACAAUGCUAAAAUAGCCGUGCUAGGGGCCUCUGGAGGCAUCGGGCAGCCACUUUCACUUCUCCUGAAGAACAGCCCCUUGGUGAGCCGCCUGACCCUCUAUGAUAUCGCACACACACCCGGGGUGGCCGCAGAUCUGAGCCACAUCGAGACCAAAGCCGUCGUGAAAGGCUACCUCGGACCUGAACAGCUGCCUGACUGCCUAAAAGGUUGUGAUGUGGUAGUUAUUCCGGCCGGAGUCCCCAGAAAACCAGGCAUGACCCGGGACGACCUGUUUAACACCAAUGCCACGAUUGUGGCCACCCUGGCCGCUGCCUGUGCCCAGCACUGCCCAGAAGCCAUGAUCUGCAUCAUUGCCAAUCCGGUUAACUCCACCAUCCCCAUCACAGCAGAAGUUUUCAAGAAGCACGGAGUGUACAACCCCAGCAAGAUCUUCGGCGUGACGACCCUGGACAUCGUCAGAGCCAACACCUUUGUUGCAGAGCUGAAGGGUUUGGAUCCAGCUCGAGUCAACGUCCCUGUCAUUGGUGGCCAUGCCGGGAAGACCAUCAUCCCCCUGAUCUCUCAGUGCACCCCCAAGGUGGACUUUCCCCAGGACCAGCUGACGGCGCUCACUGGGCGGAUCCAGGAGGCCGGCACGGAGGUGGUCAAGGCUAAAGCCGGAGCAGGCUCCGCCACCCUCUCCAUGGCGUAUGCCGGCGCCCGCUUCGUCUUCUCCCUUGUGGAUGCAAUGAAUGGAAAGGAAGGUGUUGUGGAGUGUUCCUUUGUUAAGUCACAGGAAACAGAAUGUACCUACUUCUCCACACCACUGCUGCUUGGGAAAAAGGGCAUUGAGAAGAACCUGGGCAUUGGCCAAGUCUCCUCUUUUGAGGAGAAGAUGAUCUCGGAUGCCAUUCCCGAGCUGAAGGCCUCCAUCAAGAAGGGGGAAGAUUUCGUGAAGACCCUGAAGUGAGCCGCCGUGACAGGUGGCCAGUUUCCUUAAUUUAUAAAGGCAUCAUGUCACUGCAAAGCUGUUGCAGAUAACCUUUGUAUUUUAAUUUGCUUUGGUGAUGAUUACUGUAUUAACAUCAUCAUGCCUUCCAAAUUGUGGGUGGCUCGAUGGACACAUCAAUAAAAGCCGUCCUUGAUUUUAUUUUUCAAGGUCCCUUCUGUCAGUGCUGUGCUUUCUUCCCUGUGAGAGCUGACUGUAGAGUGUCUGCCACCUCUUCAUUACUAAUCAGAAUUAGAUGAUGUUUAACUGUUAGACUGAAGCGUGACGCUUUCAUCAGUAGCUUCAAGAAAGUCUAAAAUGUUAAUUUGUGGAAUUGGACACAGUAUUCACAGUUUACCUGUACGUGCUCCUCCCGUCCCUUCUGUUGGACCCUUGCAUCGCCGGGGCCUGAUUCCUCUCAGGGGUGGUUCACCCACACAGGGUCAUAGUUCAGCGGUGAACGCCGGGCAGCCGUUUUCUGGCUAAGCAAAUAGCAUGUUUCUCUUUGAGCUUCCUCUGCUGACCUCUGUCCCCCUUGGGAUUUCAUCUUCUGACCAAACCCUGAUGUUCAGUGGCAGAGACAGCCCAUGGCCAGAGCUGUGGGGACACCAGGGUGGGGGUGCGCGUGGACAAACCCCAGCUGCUGUGUCAAGGCUGAGGAUGCCGUGCCGCCAUCAAAAGGGGGUUCCAGGUUUUCCAUCAGUGGCCUAAAGAAGGGACUUCGUCUUACUGAGGAGUGGGGAAUUAAAGAGAUUUGACUCCCUUUAGUGUGGGGGGCAGUCCAUUCCCCAGACGCUGCGGCCUCUGAAGUGGAAACUGAAAGCUGCAUACGUGGGAAGGAGCUUUCUAGCAACAGGCAGUGGCCUUCAGUGGAAGAGGGAGGGCUACAGGUGUGCCCAGUACUUCGAUGUUCAUCUGCCCACAACAGCUUUUUUUUUUUUUUUUCUUCAAAAAAACUAAAGCUGAAAUGGAUUUUAUCAUAAAGGAUCGCAUUGUUUUCUUCUACAAGUAAUACAUGUUCAUUGUGUAAAACCCAAAAAGCAGCUAAAAAAUAAAGCGGGAAAGGAACCACCGG